CCUGCUUUGUAUUGAGCUAAUAAAUCAACUCUCAGGCCAGUGCACGAGAUACGAGCGCCUUCCCAGUUUGGGAAAUAAUCAGUGGGAGUGUUUUGUCUAUUUCUGUUGUCGAUCAUAUCCCACAGUGACAUGUCAUAAAAAAAACAGAAGAGAGUUCCUGUCAUCGUGUGCUUUGCUGAGCGCAUAAACUGCAUUAAAAAUGUCAUCAGCUUCACAGAGUGAUGUUGAAACAGUAACUGAAGAGGAAAUGGAGAGUGACAAGGAGGAUGAGGAUGGUAUAUUUAUCAGAGUUCCACCAAUGAGUCAAGGCAGUGUUGACAUGCUCUCUGAUAAACCUCAGCUUCGUUUCAUGUAUAAAACAGAUGCACUCAGUGAAAGUGAGAAAGCCUGGUUUCAGAACAAUAUUAAAAAAUUGGAACAAAAUUCAGCAGCUGAUGAACCUGAUACUUCUGUCAUGAAUGGUUCAUCUUAUGGCUUUACCCGCCAAGUGUCCAAUAACAUCUUAAAUCAAGCAGGUGCUGGUUUCAAGGAAAUGCCCACUGAUGCUUUUGGACAAUUGAAGUUUGAAAAUGAAGAUAUGAUAUCUUGGUAUGUACGCAUGGCUGUCAGCAUGGAAACCAGCAACCUUGAGCACUUGAUGGUGGACAAAUUCAAACUUGUGAACGAAUGUAAAACUCUGCAGAUUCACUGUAUAGACUAUGAGGAAUUGCCUGAGACAUAUGAGAAGUACAUACAACCAAGAACAUGUUACAGAACACGAGUGGGCAUGAGGAGGCCACUAAGUUCUCUUUAUGAGCUGGAAACAGUCCCAACUAAAACGCUAUCAAAAAAACUGAUGAAAGACAUAAGGUCCAUCUGUAAAAGAACAGGUGGCCUUGUGAUGACUUGGAGUGGACUGAAAGUAGGUCCAGGAAGUGCUAUUCAUGGAGCCUUGAAGCAGCUUCACUCAGCCUUCAAAUAUGGGGAAGACUUUCAGAGUAGCUUAGCCACAGUAGCUUCUCCUCUCUGGAGUGCUUUUCCACCACACAUUCAGGACCUCUUCAAGAAACAGGGUGACAGAGUGUUAAUCUCUUCACGUGAUGUUGAAGAAGCUGAGUGGGGAAAUGUCUCCCCUUAUGCAUCCCAUUAUCUUCAACUUGACAUGGGUCAUCAAGAACUCCCAAAUUCUAAAGAUUUCCAGAGAUGCUAUAGACACUUUCAGUACAGGCUAUUGACUGCAAUGGGAAGUAAGGAAGAGAAGUUGGAGACACCAGUAGUGUGCAUGCUUUUCAAUGGCGGCCAUGAUGCUCUCAAAAUGGUCAAGUUUGCACUAGAUCAUGAAAUUCCACUAAUUGUUGUCAAGGGUAGUGGUGGCUUUGCCGAUGUGAUUGCUGAUGUGUACAUGAUGGCAGAAGUGGAUGUCAGAAAAAAAAGAGAACCUGAAACAGGGAAAGCAGUUGUUAAAGCCUUCAAGCUUCCUGGAAGAGCUGGUGAUUAUUACAUGCAAGACAAGGUCACAAGAAAUCUACUGCUGAAGGAAAUCUUUAAGAAACUGGACAAGCUGACUGUCUAUGACCCCACCAUCAACGUUCAGAGUCUGGAUGCUGCUGUUUUUGAGGCACUUCUGAAAAAUGGAAAAGACCAUAAGAUCAACUACCUAAUGCAUGUGAUGAAGAGUUUAAAGUCGUCUUUCUCUCAUUCCAUCUCAGUCACUGAAUCUUCACCCAGUUUCAUAGACUCUGAAAACAUUCAGAUGAACUUCUUCGUUGAGGCAGUUAAGCAAAACAGCAAGGAUGUGGUGAAAUCUUUUUUAAACACGCUUCAGCUUUCUUUCACUCAGUUCCACAUGGGCAGGGUUCUUCGGAUGUAUACCACAGAUAGUAACAAGCAAGUGAAGAUGAUCAACAUCCGUAGACGGUUGCAAGAAUCACUGAAGAAACUCCCCAUGUUUCCAUUGCAUUGUGCAGGCGAGAACUGCAGCAGGUGUGAUGUAGACACAAGAAGUAAAAGUACAGAAUCUGAACUUGAAGUACAAAGGACUUGCCUGCAUCCUAUGCAAGAGAUGUUUUUGUGGUGUCUCCAUGACCACAAGAUUGACCUGGCUGUCAUUUUCUGGGAAAAAUGUAAUGACAAAAUAGCAGCAGCACUGUUUGCCCAUGCGCUGCUGAAAUCCAAGGCAAAGGAACAGAGUGACCGUGAUGUGAAAUGGCAGAUGAAUGAAGAUGCUGAUCGUUUCCAGGAGCUAGCUAUUUUGACUCUGAAGAGCUGCCAGGAAAUGAAUGAAAUUCUCACUGAAUCACUGCUUACCAAGCCAUGUGACUGGUGGGGUGGGGUAUCAGUGCUUCAACUGGCCAUCAUGACAUCAAACAAGUCUUUCAUCUCACAGACAGCCUGCAAAAACAUCCUUACACGCAUCUGGAAAGGAGAACCUUUAACGGAUUCAGAACCCAUCAUAAAAAGCAGGUUCGUGAUCAAAGAGGAAACCAUUCAACCAUGGUGGGGUUCAUUUCCCAGUUGCUUGCAAACCCCUCGAGUGAGCUACGCAUUCAGUUUGGUUCUUCAAAUUAUUUUCCUCAUGCUCUUCAGUUAUGUUUUGCUGUUUGAUUCUGGCAAAAAAUUAACACCAUGCUUCAUUGCUGUUAUUGUGUGGGUCAUGGACAUAGCUGCAGAAGAAAGCAGACAGAUGCUGGUUAGUGAUCCUGACAUCGAUGAAGACCAUGCCCACUCUCAAGAAUGCCACUGGUUGAGGCGACGGUGCAGAAAUUAUAUUCAUCAGACAUGGAAUCGUCUAGAUGUGGCAACAGUGGGUGUCUUCCUGCUGGGGAUGAUAGUGUUUUUUGACCAGGAAGUUGUGCAUAUCAUUGGCCGUAUUCUUCUUAGUGUGGACAUAUUUCUCUUCUUUAUUCGAACUUUCCAAAUGCUGAUGGUCUUCGAAGAGCUAGGACUGAUGCUGAUCAUGGCUGGCAAGAUGAUUAAGGACACAGUGAACUUUAUGAUCAUUCUGUUGGUGGUUGUACUGGCAUAUGCUGUCAUGUCUGAGGCAGUUCUCUACCCCGAAAGUGAUCUUACUCUUGAGCGUCUUUUCCAUGUGCCUCGCAAAGCCUACUGGCAGGUGUUUGGUGAAGUCAGCCUGGAGGAAAUAGAAAUCAGUGAUGAAGCAAGCUGUUCCGUGGUAAAUGAUUCUAAACAUUUUGGGGGGGACAUCCCACAUUGCCCUACCCACUAUGGCCGCUAUGUUGCUUCAAUCAUGCUUGGUGUGUACAUUAUGAUCACCAACGUACUGUUACUCAACCUUCUCAUUGCUAGAUUCAACAAGACCUUUGAUAAAGUUCAUGAUGAUGCUUGUGAGUACCAGUCCUGGCAUCGCUGUGAGAUCAUCACGGAGUUCUACCACCGUUCAACAUUAAUCCCACCACUUAACAUGGUCAACGCCACCAUUAAACUUUGCAAGUACGUGUGCUACAAAAUGUGUUUUGCAUGCAAGGGCUGCUGCAAAAAGACAAGUUGUCACAGACAGAAUGGGACAACUAGUGAACAAGAACCUCUUACUCCAAGAGUGCGUGCCACGAGGUCAACAGAUGGCUGUGUCAUUAAGGUCACAUGGGAUGAUUCAGUCAAAAGUCGUGACAAUUCAGGAAAUGAGGAACCUUACAGUGUAAAUCUCAGUGUUUACAACAAAAACAUGGAGUUUAUUCAUAAAGAGGAGUACAAAGUGGCCAGGAACAGAAAAUACAAAUAUCAGACAUUCACUUUCUGGGAUUUGAAACCUUCUAGUACAUAUGCUGUCACAGUAAAUGAAAAGGAAACCAAUUUGUUGCAAUUAGAGUCCCCUGCACUGCGUCCUGAGGACCUUGCAGACAUCCAGAAGUUUGAAGACAAGCAAGCAAACUGGGCAUGUAGGCAGAAGGUGGAAGCCACCAAGCUGACAGAGAAAGUGAUUAAGAUGGCUACAAAACUUUUAGAGGAAAGCAAAGAACUUGACAGAAAGAUGACAAAACUGUCCGAUGAAGUCAAGGCUGAAGGGACCGAACGGGUAUCUCUUGUUGAAAAAGAAGCUAAAGAAAGAAAGAAGAACAGUAAAAAUAUUGUAGAGAUCGGAAACUAUAUGGCCAAAAAUUUCAAAAUGCUGUUCAAGCGUGUUGAUGAGCAAGGAGAACAAUUCAAGCUUCUGUCUGUUGACAGAAACAUUGUGCAUAAAAGUUUUCAUGUGAUGGAGAAAGAACUGGACAGAUCAAAGAAGGAAGCACAGGGUCUAAGGGAUAAACUAGCAAAGUGUAAUGAAGAUAAAGUAGCUGCAGAUCAGGAAGCUAGCCAAAAGGUAGAGUCACUAAAAAGUGAAGUGGAGAAGCUGACAAGACAACUAAAGUCUACACAAGAAGAAGCAGAGGAAGCCAAAAUGCAGGCAAAAGUUUUGGCAGCAGAAAAAGUAAUGGCAGAAGAGCAGCAGAUGACAGCUGAGAAAAACUGUGCUGAAGCACAGAGAAAUUGUAUCACGGCAGAAAGAAGUGAGAGAGAUCUUCAGAAGCAUCUCCUAGAAGCCAAGGAAGAGAUUAUACGGUGCCACCAGCAAAUCUUAGAGGUUGUACAGAAGUCUACCAACAAUAGUUUAAGUCCUCAGUAUGAGCAACAGUAGCAGCAGCAGCUGCUAAACUACAUAGUAACAGCAUUGGAGCUUUCAAGAACAGGAGUGGGGCCUUUAACAUUGGAACCUUAAGCAUCCUUAACAGCAGCUAUUAGUAGUAACAGCACUGGAGCAGCAGUAUUUAGCAUUGCUGUCUUCAGUUGUGACAUGCUACUUGAGACUGGUGACUUAUUUUCAGGAACUCACAUGCACACCAGCCAACAGUGAUUUUGGGAAGAAAGUCCAACUUAAUACCUCACAUUCCACCCAGCUAGCUUCAGACAAAGGCUGCACGGUGCUUGGAUGAUUUUUAUUGAACCUGGAAAGUAUGCUGCACUCUCAUUCUCUCCUUCCACCCAAUUCCAAUCACUUCCAGCUAAUGUGUUUUUGGAGCUCAAAGUGAAAGAAUCGUAAAAUGGUUGCAUAAUUUCUUGUUUCAAAAAUGAUUUUAAUCUCUUUGGUUAUGGGUUACUAUUACAAAGAAAUGAACUGCUCAUUUAAAUCAAUAUUUUUAUAGGAUUUUCUUUAAGUCAUCAGAACAGCAAAUCAUUUAGUUUUAACAAUGUAUACUAUUUUGCAUUCAAAUUACUGAUAUAUCACUAAUCAGUACAAUAAUACCUUACUAAUGACAGCCAGGCCAAUUGUAGAUGAUUAUUGCUCAGGUCAAUGUGGUGAUUUGAUUUCAGAUCGGCAGUAUCUUGAUUAGCGCACAUGGUGUAAUAUUCAUCAGGUUUAUUGUAAUCGAUGGAAAAGAGCCGUUUUGCUCAACUUUUCAGUAUUACUGCAAUCUUCAGAUCAGCAACACUUUAAUAAUAAUUUGAUUUUUAUGUCUGUAAUAUAUUGAACAUUUAGUUUAAGAAUAUCUUCAGGCAACUAGUAUUGCUCAUAGAUCACAAAUAUCAGAGCCAUCAUGGUCAGCAUGUUGAUGCGAAACGGUUGGUUUGUCAACGGUCGAGGUCGGUGUCUAGCACUUGGAUUUCGAGGGGCGAGGUCGUAAAAGAUACUGAUGAAGGUGGCUGAUAUCAGAUCCUCUGCUGAGAGUUAGUCUUGGAAUCGUGACUAACUGCAACACAACUUUUACUCAGAAGUGCGCAUGUCCGCUGUGAACGCUUCAUUGCACCACUAGCUGCUUGCUCUCCACAGCAGAAUCUCGAUGCUGGUGGAUAAGUGUUGGUCCCCUCGUUAGUUACGACCCGGACACAAAAAGUGGCAAGUGUGUGUCGAACAGGGUGGUGGUGUGUUGUGUUUGGGAAUUAAGGAGAGGCAGGGACUCACACUACUUGGAUUAGAGAUAAGGAAUCGUAAACGGGAGCCCUAGAAAACAAACCAUGUUCAGAAUCUUUGAAGUUAUUUCAUUCUUUGUAACUUGUACUAAUCUCUCUGUUUAAUAAUAAUUUCUUUGUUCACUACAUCGCCUUGAGUUGAUGAUUGGGGACAUACGCGGGAAGCUCGGAGUCAGAUUGUAUUAUCUUUGCUAACAAUUUAGUGUAAGCGAUUCGCGUAUAUGGCGGGGUGGCGGAGGCAUCGAGAAUGUAAUCAGCCCCAGGCCAUCGGCUAGAUUACUGCACCUCUGUCCAUUGCACAUACCCGUUCACGACAAUGACAUCACGCCUUUAAAAAAUAAAUAAUACCUCUGCACUAAUUAUGCAUCCAAACACUAGAACUCUUCGUUAAAAUAACUGAAGUGCCUAACCAUACCCUAAAAGAGAUUUGUGCCAUAAUAUUCAAGAUUAUAUCUCCUGAUAACUGAAUGGUUGCAUAUUAUGUACUACUUCAGUCAAAGGGCAUUUUAUUAUGUGAUGAUAUUUCUAUGUUCUUGACAUCAAUUUCAUUAUAAUUUAAAAUAUCAUUUAUAUUUUAUUUUGUUUAUUAUUAUCAGCAGAUGAUGCUGGUGAGCAAGCCCUUUUAAAAAACUUUAUUGUGCUGUACAAAAUGUCGUUUUGUCAAAGUAAACAAAAAGACACCGCAACACUCACUACAGUUACCCUAAAGCUGGCCAGACUUGUGCAAUCUUGCCCUGCAUGAUACCUAUGAUAACAAAAAAGUAAGAGUUAUUAGGUUCAUGUCUGCCAAUAAGCACCCAGCAAGAAAUGUGUUCAAUAGCAGCAUGUGAAUACAUUAAUCAAGAACAUGUUAAUGAAUAAAACACGAAUAUACAUAAAGGUAACAUACAUAUACAUACGUCUGAUCCAUGCAGGGUUAUCUAAACUGAUCAACACAAGAGAAUAAUUGUUUAAUGAAUGCAAGUUAGUUAUGUCUUUUACUUUAAAGUGGCAAAAUAGUAUUCCCAUCAAGGUUUUAUUAAAUACAUUCUAAUUUUAUAAUUAACUAAGAAAUUGUUUGGGGCCAGUGAGUAUAACUCCUGUGUAUUGGUUGUUAUACUGUUUGUCUACUCUCAGAUUUGCUCAGUUUUGUGUCCUUUUGGACGUUAAGCUUCACAUUCAUGCUUUGUACUUACUUUAACAGCUCUGUAAUUGUAAGAGCACUUUUUUAACGAUGAGCAUGUGCACAAUGUAGCUUUUUGAAUGUACACCGAUAUUUGUUGUCAGAGUUGGGUAUAUUUUGGGAACUGGGAUGUACUUCAAGUUUUUCUCAAGCAUGAUAUAAUUACAAAUGAUCUAUCUAUACUUUUAUGUGUGAUUAAAGUACAUUUAAAUUGU
Pomacea canaliculata is the source of this 7260-nucleotide messenger RNA. Its product is annotated as transient receptor potential cation channel subfamily M member 4-like. Lineage: Eukaryota; Metazoa; Mollusca; Gastropoda; Architaenioglossa; Ampullariidae. The transcript is spliced from 30 exons. Gene Ontology annotation, biological process: calcium ion transmembrane transport. Gene Ontology annotation, cellular component: membrane. Gene Ontology annotation, molecular function: ligand-gated calcium channel activity. The record is from RefSeq and is a predicted model, not a curated record. The coding region runs from base 200 to 4612 and encodes 1470 amino acids.